AUGGAUCCCAGGCCAUCGGGAGGAUGGGACUCGGAAUCAACGGCCGGUUUUACCACCACGAGCUCGCACCUGGUUCUCGGCCGAGAGGAUCAUACGGACAAGGCACCGGCCGAGAGGGCAAGCGAACCCGAAGGUUGGGUCAGGGGCGCCGGGUUCUGGAGAUGCUUUGUAGGCCUUUGCUUCCCCAUCCUCCUCUCUGCCUUCGAGGGUAGCGUGGUCAGCACCGCUCUCCCGACCAUAUCGCGGUCUCUCGGGCUCGGCCCCAACUCGUCAUGGGUGGCCACGGCCUUUCUCCUAGCCUCCAUCGUCUUCCAGCCGCUCUUCGGCCAGCUGGCCGACAUCUGGGGACGGAGGCACCUGAUGAUGGCAGCCGUGGCCAUCUUCGGAGCCGGCAGCGCCAUCGCCGGGUAUGCCAACAGCUGCGCGGUCCUGCUGUGCGGACGCAUCGUCCAGGGUAUAGGUUCGGGGGGGAUCGACCUCUUUGCCGAGCUCAUCCUCUGUGACAUUAUCCCCCUCAAGAAGCGAGGGCACUACGUGGCCAUCAAGGCUGCCGUGUACGCCUUGGGAACGACUAUCGGGCCGCUCCUGGGCGGCGUCUUUGCCCAGACCAACUGGCGGUGGUGCUUCGGUGUCAACCUCCCCGUCUGCGUCCUCGCUCUCGUCCUCAUGUGGUUCUGGCUCCGGCUCAGCAGCGGAAACUCGUGGAAGGGGCUGUCGGUACUGCAGCAGAUCAGCCAGGUCGACUACGUCGGGAUUCUCCUUCUCACUGCCGCCGUCGUCUUGAUCCUCUGCGCCCUGAGCUUGGCCGGCACCGUCUACGCCUGGUCCGACCCGACCAUUGUGGCAUUCCUGGCGGGCGGCGUCGCCGGCAUCGCUGUGUUUGUUUUCUGGGAACGAUCUCGGCGGUGUACGCGCCCCAUCAUGGCACCACACGUCUUCUCCAACCGAACUACGAUUGCGGCCAUGACCAUCACCGCCGUCCACGGGUUUAUCACCUAUGGCUUCCAGUUCUACCUCCCGCCCUUCUUCCAGGCCGUCCUCCGAGCCUCGCCGUCGCAGUCCGGCGUCCUGAUCCUUCCCUGCAGUCUCACCAUUGUCGUGCUCGCCGCCGUUGGCGGGCCGCUGCUUGCCAGAUUCGGUAAAUACCGCCUGAUGCACCUUGCGGGCUUUGCGCUCAUGGGUGCGGGCCUGUUGCCCUCUAUACCACUCGAGGAGUCCCGGUCGGUGGUCCUGUGGAUUUCCCUGUCUUUCCUGGUCGGAGUCGGGUCCGGCAUCAUUGUCUCGACUACUCUGCCUGCCGUCCUCGUCGAGCUCACAGAUAAGGAGAACGCGGCAGCGACCGGGUCGUGGGCUUUCUUGCGAGGCCUGGGUUCCCUUCUCGGCGUUGCCGUUCCGAAUGCCGUCUUCAACGCGCAGUUCUCGGCCAGCCUCCGCUCGAUUGACGACGCCGUCGUACGGGCCGAGCUGAGCAACGGUCAAGCAUAUGAGCAUGCGUCGGGAACUUUCAUAGCCGGCUUGGAUGCCACUGUCAGGCAGCAGGUUCUCGGAGCCUUCACUGCAAGCUUCAGGUUUGUCUGGAUCAUCUUUCUGGCAUUUGCACUGGUGGGCUUCGUUUCCGCUCUCUUGGAGCGACAGGUUCAAUUGCGGAGGGACCUGGACAGCGAGUAUGGGCUGAAGGAGCGUGUGCGGAUCUGA
Messenger RNA from Thermothelomyces thermophilus ATCC 42464, 1695 nucleotides. RefSeq lists its product as uncharacterized. The record is from RefSeq and is a predicted model, not a curated record. Gene Ontology annotation, molecular function: transmembrane transporter activity. Gene Ontology annotation, biological process: transmembrane transport. NCBI's taxonomy places the organism in Eukaryota, Fungi, Ascomycota, Sordariomycetes, Sordariales, Chaetomiaceae. Bases 1 to 1695 code for a protein of 564 amino acids. The transcript has 2 exons.